Messenger RNA from Pimephales promelas (fathead minnow), 2617 nucleotides. Lineage: Eukaryota; Metazoa; Chordata; Actinopteri; Cypriniformes; Leuciscidae. The record is from RefSeq and is a predicted model, not a curated record.
GCUCAAGAAAUAGUACGAAAGGGAACCACACUGUUGAACCAUUUUAGUUAUUAUAAAGUAUUUAUAUAAAAAUAUUAUUAUUAUUAUUUUAGUUACAAAUUCUGUACAUCUGAAAAAAAGUUAGUGUCUUCCAUUCGAGAGUUUGUGGAAAUAUUAGAAGAUGUUGUCCACUCUGUCCUCUUUUCAGAGACAGUUAUCUUCCAUCAUGGAGACACUGGUGCAAACAGCAGUGCUGGAGAUCAGCAGACUGGUGGAUGUGGAGUGUGAAGUGUUGCUGUCGGAGCUCACCCGCAGAAACACACCGAGCUCGAGCGAGGACACUGGACACACACUCACACACAGCUCCACAUGUGUCAAGAGUGAAUAUGCCCAAGAAGAGAUGCAGAAUCAUUUCAACCGGUGUAGCAAUGAUGUUAUUUUUAGAGACAGCCCAACAGUAAUUCAGCAAGACCAACAGAAGUGUGAGGUCAACCAGCCAAUAGGUAUGAUAAAGCAGGAGCUACAUGAAGUAGAUGUUUGGAUUGGUCAAGACAACAGUGAAGCGGGAACCCACUGCGGUGAAGCCGUGAGCCUGUCGCCCACCAAGGACGUUCGCAAAAUUGUCCCUUGCGUUGACAGAAAAAGUCGAGAAAAUGCAGCUGCGAGAGUCCCGUCUAAAUCGGAAUCGCUGAACAAAAGCAGCUCACCUGGUGAAAUGAUGGUGAACCGGCCGUUGUCUAAGAAACACACAUCUGAACCUGAAAACACUUCAUUUAGUCACACACAGAGUUUGUCCACAAGAACAUGCGGUGCUGAUACUAUGCCAGGGGACAAGCGGUUUGUUUGCACCUACUGUUCAAAGUGGUUCAGGUGUUUUAGUCAGCUUACGAUACAUCAGCGGAGCCACACGGGUGAGAAGCCCUACAGGUGCACACUAUGUGGAAAGAGGUACAUUCAGAAAGGACACUUGUACACCCAUCAGCGCACCCAUACUGGAGAGAAGCCGUACCGAUGCCCGCUCUGUGGAAAAGGCUUUAUUCAGAAAUGCACUCUUGACAUGCAUCUGCGAAGUCACACCGGAGAAAAACCCUACACCUGUAUUAAAUGUGGGAAAGGGUUCACAACGAAGUUUAAUCUCAACAAACACCUGUCUUGUCAGUCUUGCAACAACAUCAUCAGAAUUGACAUCAUGAAUACUGCCGAUUUUCAGACGCAGUUAACAUCGAUAAUGGAAAUUAUGGCGAGAACAGCUGCUGUUGAAAUAAGCAAACUUUUCGACGAGAAUUCGUUGCUGUUGCGAUUAGAGAUUUCACGAUGUACAAACGAAAAUGAAUCUCUGAAAAAGAAAUGUCAUUUUCUGGAGAGUGAACUUCAGUCUGCUCGGAAACCCGCUGGAAAGAUGAAGGGAACAGAAGCUCCAUUCAGCCAUCCGGGACUUCGAGACACUGGACAUCGUCCCACAAUUGACAAUGUCUUCGGUAAGGAAUGGUGCAUGGACCUCUGGAGACACCAGGAGCCAAACGUUGGUGAGCAGGACGACGACACACAACUGGACUCUUCAAUCAUGACUGAAGAGCCAGUAAAUUUGCUGGAUGAAGAACCAGACGUAAUUAUGAUAAAAGAAGAGACGCUGAAGAUUGACGAUUGCUCUAGGAAAAGUAAACGUAAUGCAGACCAAAGGAGCGGUUUGAGAGGUCCAGCAAUGACCAGUGAUGAGAGAUGUGUUGCCCAGAGCUCUGAGGAUUUUAUCACAUACACCGUACCUUCAGAUGAGCAAGUCCAAGCGAACGUCCAAGCCGAAGAACAAGCUCUUGAAGGAACAAUUUCGACAGAUGGAGACUGUACGGCAGAGUCAGAUUUGAGUGCAGAUGUUGGAUUUUUUCCAAAUCACCAGAAUCUCAACCAGACUUUUACACUGAAGAAGAAAUUUAAUUGUGUGUUCUGUGGGAGAAGCUUUGGCUAUUUAAGCCAUUUGAAAAAACACAUGCGGUCACACUCGGGAGAAAAACCUUAUGUCUGUACAGUUUGUGGUCGAAGGUUUGCUCAAAAGAUAUAUCUCACAACUCACGAGCGCACUCAUUCAGGCGAGAGGCCGUUCACGUGCAUGGAGUGUGGAAAGAGCUUCUCUCAGAAAUCCUCUCUGAACGUUCACCUCCGAAGCCACACCGGAGAAAAGCCAUUCAGCUGUUUAGGAUGUGGGAAGAGAUACGCGUACAAAAGUGCUCUUAAAUCUCACCGAUGUGUUAGUUAGAAAAGAAAUGAAUUGUUACUGAGUAAACUACUGUCUAGGGCUGCGUUUGGUGAGCGAAGUUGAUCGUAGAGACCAUACGAUGCUUCUGGGAAAUGCAGCUUAGGUCAUUGUACUAUAUUAUGUUUGUUGAACAGAAGGAUGAACAUGAUACUAUUUAACAAAAAUAUGUAUUAAAAGUGUCAAAUGCUGAUAGUAAAGGUUGUUUGUUUGUGAGCAUUGUGAAACGUUUUCUUGUGUCCAAUUUUCUGCUACUUUUGGAGAACAAGACCUAUUGCUUUAUUGCUGUAACCUUUUGAUAACCAAGUUUGAUAACUUAAUAACUGUUGUUUUUUGCAGUCCCUAAAGUAUUUUAAUUUUUUUCCUGAAUAAAAUAUCUUUUUAAAUAAA